AUGGCAGACAACAACAAUAACAAGAAACCCGAGAAGGAGGGUAUGAGCAAGGCGACCCGCGAGGAUCUGCGCCGCAUGACCAUCGGCCUCACAGACCAAACCACCAUCGAGACGCUCUCCCGUGCCGGUAUGAUGGCCAAGAAUAAGAGAGAGCAAUCACACUUCCAUCGUGAUAUGACCGUCGCCCGCGACGACGUUGCUGGGAAGAAGGAGGCUGAGGCUGAGGAGGACAAGGAUACAGGAGGUGGUGGCAAGGAGCAGAGCAAGAAGCAGACUUGA
Messenger RNA from Fusarium fujikuroi IMI 58289, 279 nucleotides. RefSeq lists its product as uncharacterized. The transcript has a single exon. The record is from RefSeq and is a predicted model, not a curated record. The coding region runs from base 1 to 279 and encodes 92 amino acids. Lineage: Eukaryota; Fungi; Ascomycota; Sordariomycetes; Hypocreales; Nectriaceae.